Molecule: messenger RNA, 914 nt
Organism: Rotaria sp. Silwood2
Lineage: Eukaryota; Metazoa; Rotifera; Eurotatoria; Philodinida; Philodinidae
Source: the annotation of a GenBank genome assembly
UUUUCUAUAUCAUUUGAAUAUUUUCCUAAUGAACUUUUCAUUGAAAUUUUAUCUUAUUUAACUGCCACUGAUGCAGUCAUUGCAUUCUCAAAUCUUAACCAUCGUUUUCAAUGUUUAAUUUUCGAAUUUUGUCAAUCAUUUGAUUUUACAUCAAUUAGUAAAAACAAAUUUGACAUUAUAUUUCAAUGUCAUAACACAAAUCGAUGGCAUUCAUUAAAACUUUCCCAUGAUAAUAAUACACCUGGACAAGUUAAAUAUUUUUUUGAAAAUAAUUCUUUUAUUGAUAAUUUUUCUCAAUUACAAUUAUUAUCUGUUGUUAAAAUAAAACCUUGCAAUUGAUAUCCAUUAUUAUCUCAACUUCCAUUUCUUACAAAUCUUGUUUCACCCAAAAUUGAAUCUGUAUGUGGAAAUAAUAUAUUGGAAUUUGAUCUUCCAAAAUUAAAAAACCUUAUUUUCAGUUCAUGUACUAAUACAAAUUGGCUGAAAGUAAAAAAAAAGAAAACAAAAACUAUAGAAUAAUAAUUUAUGAAUCUUUAUUAUUUCUUUAGAAUUUUUCUCAAAUUGAAACUAUUGAAUAUACAAUAACGGAUUGUUGUUUAAAUGAUAAAAUAUUAAAAUGGCCAAAAACAUUAAAACAUUUUAAAAUCAUUUUUACAAAUAAUGAAGAUUGUUUAUUAAUUCAACAGUCACUUACUCAUUUAUCUCAAUUAAUUAAUCUUGAAAUUUAUCAAAAAGAAAAAGGAAUAUCAUUUCAUAAUGGUCAAAUAUGGGAACAAAUAAUUCUUUCAUCACUUCCAUUAUUAAAAAACUUUAAAUUCUAUUUUCAAUUCGCAUAUUAUUAUCACCAAUUCGAUCAAAUUAAACAAGUCAUAGCAUCGCUCUCUACACCAUUCUAUGUACUUGAAAAGAAUUGA